Messenger RNA from Hyaena hyaena (striped hyena), 1053 nucleotides. RefSeq names its product inhibin subunit beta E (gene INHBE). The transcript has 2 exons. Gene Ontology annotation, biological process: BMP signaling pathway; SMAD protein signal transduction. Gene Ontology annotation, molecular function: cytokine activity; growth factor activity; hormone activity. The record is from RefSeq and is a predicted model, not a curated record. Lineage: Eukaryota; Metazoa; Chordata; Mammalia; Carnivora; Hyaenidae. Gene Ontology annotation, cellular component: extracellular region. The coding region runs from base 1 to 1053 and encodes 350 amino acids.
AUGGGGCUCCCCGAAGUCCAGCGCCAGCUGGUGCUGCUGUGGGCCCUGGUGUGGGCACAGGGGGCAGGGUCUGCCUGUCCCUCCUGCGGAGGCCCCACACUGGCACCCCAAGCAGAACGAGCUCUGGUCCUGGAGCUAGCCAAGCAGCAGAUCUUGGAGGGGCUACACCUGACCAGUCGUCCCAGAAUAACUCACCCUCCACCCCAGGCAGCGCUGACCAGAGCCCUCCAGAGACUACAGCCGGGAAGUGUGGCUCCAGCGAAUGGGGAGGAGGUCAUCAGCUUUGCUACCAUCACAGAGUCUUCCGCUUCAGCCUGCAGCUCCACACUUACCUUCCACCUGCCCACAGCUCGGUCCCAGCGCCUGUACCACGCCCGCCUCUGGCUGCACGUGCUCCCCACCUUUCCCGGGACUCUUUACUUGAGGACCUUCAGGUGGAACCCAGGGAGGCGGCGCCGCGGGGGGUCGCGCACCCUCCUGGCCCAGCACCAGACGACAACCCCAGGCUGGCACGCUCUGACUCUGCCCUCUAGUGGCUUGAGGGGGGAGGAGUCCGCUGUCCUGAAUCUCCAGCUGGACUGCAGACUCCUAGGAGGCAACACCACUGCCGUCCCACAGUGGCUCCUGGACACAGCGGGAGAGGAGCGGCCCUUCCUGGAAUUGAAGGUCCGGCCCAGUGGGCCUGGAGCAGGCCGUGCCAGGAGGAGGACCCCCACCUGUGAGCCCGAGACCCCCUUAUGUUGCAGGCGAGACCAUUAUGUAGACUUCCAGGAACUGGGAUGGCAGGACUGGAUCCUGCAGCCAGAGGGGUACCAGCUAAAUUACUGCAGUGGACAGUGCCCCCCUCACCUGGCAGGCAGCCCCGGCAUUGCUGCCUCCUUCCAUUCUGCUGUCUUCAGCCUCCUCAAGGCCAACAACCCUUGGCCCUUGGGUACUUCCUGCUGCGUCCCUACUGCCCGAAGACCCCUCUCUCUCCUCUACCUUGACCGUGACGGCAAUGUGGUCAAGACAGAUGUGCCAGAUAUGGUGGUGGAGGCCUGUGGCUGCAGCUAG